UGUAACAUGGCGAUGUCUAUGUGGCAGUAAUCUGUGAGUGUAAUCUGUGUGUGUACUGUAUGUGUCACUAUCAGCCAUGCAUCCAGAAUUUGUUCCAUCUGAUGUGAGAAACAAUGGACCUCCUCCGGACGAGUUUACAUUUGUUUCCACACCGCUUUCUCCCGGUACAGAAAAAGAUGUGGCUGGAUCGAUGGCAACUGGAAUGUACAGCUCGCACAAGAGACAGUCUGAUUCACGCUACAGGGGAGGACCGACGUCAUUCCUGCAGACAAGAGGCUUUGGCUGGCUCAUGGAGGUCGAUGACACGAUAGAUGAUGAAGAAAAUCCAUUGCUAGAGGAGCUGGACAUCGAUUUGAAGGAGAUAUUCUACAAGCUGCGCUGUGUUCUGAUUCCUUUUCCAUUCGCUGGCUUCAAGCACCAGGUUGUGAAAGACAGUCCAGACUUUUGGGGCCCGUUGCUUGUUGUACUGCUCUACUCUCUUGUGUCUCUCUAUGGACAGUUCAGAGUUGUUUCUUGGAUCAUCACAAUCUGGGUAUUUGGCUCUAUCAUUAUAUUUCUCCUGGCAAGAGUUCUUGGCGGUGAAGUCAACUAUUCUCAAUGUCUUGGGGUGAUAGGUUACUCUUUAUUACCACUUGUUAUCAUAGCAUCACUGCUGCCAUUCGUGGCAAGUUAUGCCAUCAUUGCCAUGUUGCUUAAGAUUGUGGGCGUGACAUGGGCAUCCUACAGUGCUGGCUCACUUCUCUGUGGUGCUGAACUUCAACACAAGAGGCUGCUACUGUUGUAUCCAGUGCUGCUGCUAUACAUCUACUUUCUGUCUCUCUACACAGGAGUAUAGAACCAAUGAUGCUGUGUUUUGCAGCACCAUGUUGCAACGUGACAGUGAUAGAGAUAAAUCAUUAGCAUGUGAGCUGCUUGCCUUGGAUGAAUCUGUUGCUAGGCAACUGAAUGUUAGAGCCCAGGUGAUGGUGACAAUGACUUUCAUCUGUAAUGGGGAAGUUUAGCUCUCAGAGAGCUGGGAUUGCCCCUGUAUUGGGUCUCUUUAUAGGCAUUGGCCCUAUAUUUGCCAGCUGUUUGCCAUACUGGUUCUUAAACAACGUUUUGACUGCUGGGUUCAUUUUUAGAACACAGUGGAUCCUUUUGGAGAGGAGUACUGUAAGCCCCACAUUUGUAGGUAUAGCAAAACAAGUUAUUGCUAUAUAAAUUUAUAUAGGCUGGUAAGAAUGAAAUUAUUUUUGCAAUCGUACACUGAUGUGUACAGAUAUAAUAAAUUCAGCAACUAACUAAUUCAGUACAACAUGUUAUGACAUAAUCUAAAUAUCUCAUGUUUGUUUUCAUAGUAAUAAGAAAAUUAAUAGUCAUUAUAAUAUACCUUGUAGUUGCCAGUUCUAGGGCAUGGUAACAUUUCAUUGAAAAAGCAAAUUCUGUUUUUAUGCAUUACACCCCUCUUGUGAGCAACAAGUAGCAAACUUAAAUUCAAAUGUUUGCAAUAGUGUAAGUGACUUGGCUAUGUAGUUUUCAGUCAAUUUACACUGAUGGGGGCUGGUGUAUCUACAUUAGCUUGCUGGGGGAAACUUCAUUUAUGGAAUCUGGGAUUUCAAAUGUGUUUAUAAAUCGUGUAAUUUUUGUGAAUAUUAUCUAUGAAUGAAUUAAGGUUAUCAUGGUAAAUAUUCUAGCUAUGAUCAAUCGCAUUCAAAGUAAUGAUUGUCACUUGUUUGCAUCUCUAUGAUAUUUACUGGUCUAUCCAUAACAUUAUGUAUUGUAUAUGUAAAUAAUUAUGUUUAUAGAACAAAGG
Priapulus caudatus is the source of this 1792-nucleotide messenger RNA. RefSeq names its product protein YIPF4-like. Lineage: Eukaryota; Metazoa; Priapulida; Priapulimorpha; Priapulimorphida; Priapulidae. The transcript is spliced from 6 exons. Gene Ontology annotation, cellular component: membrane; trans-Golgi network. Bases 77 to 835 code for a protein of 252 amino acids. Gene Ontology annotation, biological process: endoplasmic reticulum to Golgi vesicle-mediated transport; vesicle fusion with Golgi apparatus. The record is from RefSeq and is a predicted model, not a curated record.